This is a messenger RNA of Protopolystoma xenopodis, 273 nucleotides long. The record is from the annotation of a GenBank genome assembly. Lineage: Eukaryota; Metazoa; Platyhelminthes; Monogenea; Polystomatidea; Polystomatidae.
AUGAAACAUAAGCAGCUGCGCUCUCGGGACUAUGAACUAAGUCGGGCAUACUUUGUACCCAGCCUCGGGUUGCCUUGGCUUCCGCCAGUCGGUGAACCGACCGCUCCGAGCGCCAGACCGGUCGUCCAGCUAAACCGGUAUUAUCCCGACCAAUCAGAAGAAUCGGCUUUAGUUGAUGUGGUGAUAAACAAAGCCUCGCCUGACAAAAUUGAGGGGCAUCUUCAUUUAUCAAGUCGGCCCGCCAACCAAAUCUCGGCCCCACACCCUUUUUGA